This is a messenger RNA of Trichosporon asahii var. asahii CBS 2479, 876 nucleotides long. RefSeq lists its product as uncharacterized. The record is from RefSeq and is a predicted model, not a curated record. NCBI's taxonomy places the organism in Eukaryota, Fungi, Basidiomycota, Tremellomycetes, Trichosporonales, Trichosporonaceae. Bases 1 to 876 code for a protein of 291 amino acids. The transcript has 3 exons.
AUGCUCUUUUGGCACCAGAACCCCUGCAACCUGCCUCCCUACCCCCAGGAGAACAGCCCUAUGUGGUUUCACAUGGCCCGCUACCUUCUUCAGCAGGAUCUGAACGCCAGGGUUGAAGCAAUCCGUGUCACAUGGAGCGGCAGGCGCCAGUUGGCCUACCAGAAUCUUGCGGGCGACUUGCUCGCGCAGGCCAUCGCCGCCAGCCACGCCAACGAGGCCGAAGAAAUCGCGCAAGUUCACCGCGAGUUCGAAGCCAAUUGGCAUAACCUCAACCUGAACCCCAUCCUCCUCGUCGAAACCUUUCACCUUCACAACAUAUCCAACCCACUCCCACCUGGCCUUUAUCACAGCUCCACACUGGCACCCGUUCCUACGACCCCAUUCUCAAAACGUUCUCCCGUCCUCAGCAUGAACAACGACGUUGCCUCGAACCUCGAGACCUCACGCCUCGACAACCAGUGCGACGAAAUCCACGCUGAGCUUUCCUUGCGACGCCUGAUGGAGGUUAUCAAGGCCAGGAAGGACAUGAAGCACAACCAGAUGUUGAAUGAUAUGGAGGAUGCCGGCGUGGGAGCCAUGGACAGCGCCGGCGAGGGUUCUUCCAGCCAGAGCGAGAGUGUCACCAGUGUGUCUGUCGUUGCGGCCCAGAGCAACGAAGACAACACUGAGCUUCUCCAGCAGAAGCUUCAAGCUUGCAAGGAGGCCUUUGCUUCAGUUCUCGCGAUCGCCAUGGAUAUCGCGGCCUCCCUUGACAUGCCCGCUGCGGGUAUUGUCCAGGAUGAACUCAGUGAUUUGGAUGACGACUUCACUCUCGCAAUGAUGGUCGCUGAUAACAUCUUGACCCUGGGUGAGGGUCAGGACGACGGGUCCUCAUAG